Messenger RNA from Tetrapisispora phaffii CBS 4417, 1866 nucleotides. RefSeq names its product Aip5p (gene AIP5). Gene Ontology annotation, biological process: regulation of RNA splicing. NCBI's taxonomy places the organism in Eukaryota, Fungi, Ascomycota, Saccharomycetes, Saccharomycetales, Saccharomycetaceae. The record is from RefSeq and is a predicted model, not a curated record. The transcript has a single exon. Bases 1 to 1866 code for a protein of 621 amino acids. Gene Ontology annotation, cellular component: nucleus; cytoplasm.
AUGAGUUCCAGCCAAGCCAUCUCUCAUGAAAAUUCAGCCACUCGUUUAGAGUCGUUAAUGGAUGGUAUAGAGAAUUUUUUGAAUGAUGGUGAAAUAGUUAUAGAUUAUACUAAUGCAGAAUCGACAAAUAUUCUGAACCAUCAAGAUAAGAAACUUAGCGAACAGUUAAUUGCUGGGGAAAUUUAUUCAACGGAUCACCUUCGAAAAAGGUCACCUCAGCAUUCUGAGGAUAACCUAAAUGCUUUCGAAGGAGAGAACAAACCAGCGAUGGAAACAACUAAACCAGUUCAUGAAGUUGAAACUUAUGCGAUAGUAAACUCAAUAUCAGAAACAGCUAACAAUGAAGAAAAUAGUAUUGCAGGAGCUGAGGCACUUGGAUAUGAUACUGUUAAAUCAAACACUGAAGUAUCUGGUGUUGAAAGAACUCAAGUUAGAUCUGAAAACGUUCAAGUUGAGAUUGAAGAACCUCAAGCUGAACUUGAAAAACCUGAGAUUAAAGAAACUCAAGUUGAAGGACCUGUAGUUGAAGUUGAAGAACCUCAAGUUGAAGAAUCUGAAGCUGUAGUCGAAGCACUCCAAGUAAAAGAAGCUCAAGUUGAAGUUGAAACACCCCAAUUAGAAGAAAUGCAAGUUGAAACUCAAACUGAAAUUGAGGAACCUGAAUCUGAACCUGAAGGACCCAAGGUUAAAGAACCUCAAGUUGAAGGACCUGCAGUUGAAGUUGAACAACCUCAAGUAGAAGAAACUCAAACUGAAAUUGAGGAACCUGAAUCUGAACUUGAAGGACCCGAGGUUAAAGAACCUCAAGUUGAAGAACCUGCAGUUGAAGUUGAAGCACCUCAAGUUGAAGGGCCUGCAGUUGAAGUUGAAGAACCUCAAGUUGAAGAUCCUGAAGCUGUAGUCGAAGUGCCUCAAGUCGAAGAACCUGCAGUUGAAGUUGAAGAAACUCACGUUGAAACUCAAGUUGAAGAAACUCAUACUGAAGUUGAAAAACCUCAAAUUGAAGAUUCUAAAGAGGAGGACGUUAUCGAUGAAGACACUAAAUCCCAGAAGUCAGAGAUUGGCGAUGAUAGUGCUAAUAAGCCUGCCGUCCAUGGAACCAUAUCUGAUUUGUUAGAACCUGAAAUCCCUGGAACUACAAUGCCUGAGGCCGUCGAACCUGGUAGUGAACAAGAUAUAGCCACCGAAAUCGAAGUUAGUGAAUCCAAAACUACAGAGCAAAACUUUGAAGAAUCAAACAUUGAGCCGAUUGUUGCAGCUAAAGAUUCCAAGAUAGAAGAUGAAAUUUUGGAUUUAAUGGGUACUAGUUCAAACACAUUAAACGAUAUUAUCACUGAAGAAAAAUCCACAAAACCAAUCACUAAUAGCGAAAGUAUUAUUAAUUCACUCCUUGAUGAUACAGAUGCUCUAUUAAAAGAUUUGGAAUUUGUUGACGACAGUGAGAUAAAUGACAUGUUGCUAGCGUUAGAUAAUAAUAAUACCAGCACCACUAGCAAGAGCAUUACUGUUGUUGAGAAAGAAACUCCAACCACAUCGGAUGCCAGCAAAGUAAUCAAACAAAGUGAAAUAAGAAAAGAAAACAUGAAACUACCGAUAUAUAUAUAUACUUCCUUAGCAGGAGGAGGUUUCCACAUGAUACCGCGUACGAACAGACUUGCCACGAUCUUGACUGCCAAUCAAGUUGAAUUCACAUACCGAGAUCUAGGAACAGACGAUGAAGCACGUAAAGUUUGGAAACGCUACAGUAAAGGUAGAAUGUUACCUGGCAUAGUAAGAGGCAAAGAUGAUCUUAUUGGUAAUUACCUUGACAUUGAGGAAGCAAACGAGGACUAUAAACUGCUCGAAUUAUUAUACGACACCAUAUAA